GUGACAGAACAGAGUGGGAACAAGAACCAACUUAGAACCAGAGGUUGGUCGCUUCUUUUCGCUCAAAAGUAGUUUUGCAUGUUUCCCCUAAGAACCUUUUGGAACAACAAGAUUAAGAAGAAUACACACUCAGCUGUUUCCAAACUCCUCUCUCUGACACUUACUUGUCCUCCAGUGAUCCCAGUUCGUGCAUCAGGUGCGGUGUGAGAGCCUUGAGUCAUUUAUAGUAGGCAGAUCUAAUACAAACCCAUUGACGGUGUUUGUGAGGACGGAUCGAGAAAGUCAAAAGUGCAUUUUGCUUAUGUGUUUAUCAAUAAGCAGAGUCUUUUACUUAGUGACCAGUAGGUUUUGGUUGGCAGGGUGGGUGUAGAUGGCCCUAGCUCAACAGAGAGUGCCUUUAACUAACCACUAGCUCCUGAUUGGCAAUGCUCCACGUCCACGAAAAGCGAUUGUGAAUUUAUAAGGCCAGCAAGCGUUACCUUGCUUACAACAAGUCGUCUUCCUGUUGUGUGAAGAGAAAGCUUUAUCGAGUGCCUGGUUUCACUCUGGCGUGUCUCAAAAACCUUGGGGAAAUCUUGAUUCUCAAAACGAUGAAUCUGGAUCUGAUCAAUCUCAUAAGGACGAUUGAACUUCUCACCAGGGCCUGAUCUGGCUCUGAUCCCAAAGCCAACUCAAGGCAUUGCGGUCUAGUGCUCCUAAAAUAGCUUCUCGUGUCUCUUUAGCCCUCCCUCAAGGUUACCACCACCCAUGUACUACUUGAGCGAGCUCAUUGCUCGUUGAUAUCUUUGCAUGUGAAGUGAUCCGUGACCGCAUUGAGUGCGGUUGUUGUUGUUGAUUAAAUCAAACCACACAACCUUGAACAUGGAUUUCCCUAUCGGUGGAGACUUGGUGAAUCCUCUGGCCUCGCAAUUCGGUCAUCUAUCUCUCCAAGAUAAGGCCUUUUUAGACGCCUUCAAUCGUCAAGAGCAGCAAGAGCUCCACGGCGUUCCUAGGCCUGCUCCCGUAGAUCCCACGUCUCUUUUGGGCCAACUGGAACAAGUGACCCAAAUCAGCCGCCUUCAGCGACAAGGGUCCGUUCAAUCUAAUUCGUCCGGAGACCAAGGACCCGUUGCCCAACCCCGGCACCAUGAGGUGGUGGCCGAAUUGGCCUCUGAAGAGAUUCGAUGGUUCUUCAAGCGUGAGGUGGACAAAGAUUGGGCUCCUUUCAUGGGGUAUGACUCGUUAAGGAUAGAGCUAAGGUACCGACACAUCUGGCAAACUAAAUGGAGCGAAGUCGACCGACGAACCAACACGAUCGACAUGAGGAGUCGUGCGGCUCAACCCGGGCCCAGAGGCCGUCGAGCCCGCAGUCUGAAUCGUGUCCACUACGACCGUUCCCAAUCUGCCCUGGGCAAUGGUUACGAAGACGAAGAUUAUCUGGACGAUGCAGCCUCGGAGCGAGUUGGCAAUGCAGGUGUCAGUUUCAGUGAUGACUACCCAAGUGGACAUAACUACUACGCCUCGUCACCCUCAGCCCGCCAAGGGGGAUCUGGAAGCAGUGGCUACUCCUCACGAGGGCGGUUCCGCUCCCACAAACAGUACCGCUCCGCUGAUAAUUUCAUGGAAGAUGAUCGUGACAUGCAUAUCGUGGUGAGGGGUGGGGUUUACGAGGUGGACCUCGCCGAAUGGAAGUGUCACUCUCUUUAUUGGCCGGGCGAGGCCUUUGACAUUAUGCGUGGGACUUGGUUCUAUGAGACCACCUGGCAACCGGUGCAGUGUGAAUAUGCCGAUAGGAUCGAACAAGAACACCUCCAACGCUUCUUGGGCCACAAAAUGGCCGAUUACGUGUGGGACACAUCCACGAGUCAACGCCUCGAGAAGCAGGUAAAACCCCGAGUCCACCACACAACGAGUUUUCCAGAGUUCCACGUAGAUUGGAUGUCCCCUGAGGAGGUGUACCUUCAUCGAGAGAAUACGUCGUCCCAAAUUUAUCGGGGAAUAUCCGCAUCAUUGGGCUUCAAGAAACCCACGGGUUACCGUCUCUUCAGAGGCUACAAGGAACUCUGUCAGCAUCAAGACCGACUUCCGGAUAUCACUCAUAUUGUGUUUGUGGUACACGGUGUGGGGCAAGUUGUGGACGAUACGACCAUCAUCCGGAACACAAACAUCAUGAGGGACAAUGUGAAUUCCAUUCAGAAUAAGCACUUUGCCAAACAAGUCAAGGACACGGGACAACGGAUCGAGUUCUUCCCCGUUGAAUGGAGAAGUUCACUGCGAUUGGACGAAGGCAUGGUCAAGCAUAUCACGCCUCAAAGGAUCAUGGGGCUUAGAAACUUGCUCAACUCGUCAGCCAUGGACAUCAUGUACUACACAAGUCCACUCUACCGGAUGGAAAUCUGGCAGACUCUCCAAGAAGAAUUGAACCGAUUGUACGAGAUGUUUGUGCAACGGAAUCCUUAUUUUGAGGCCAAUGGGGGCAAGGUCUCGAUUGUGGCCCACUCUCUCGGCUGUGUUGUAACAUACGAUAUUCUUACGGGGUGGACCCAGGAUGUGGAACACUCAUGGUAUAACCUACAAACCCGAGGAGGAGGAGUCCAAGACUUGAAGCGAAGUAGACGCUUUCGUCCUCCAAGCGCCGGUCCAGGGUCGACAGGAGCUCAGGCCCAAUCCGGCUUGCUUUUCAGAAUUGAAAACUUUUUCUGCUUGGGCUCCCCACUGUCUGUUUUUUUGAGCCUACGAUGGAGAGACCCUUCAAACCAAGAGUAUCAUGAUCACAUUCUACCACGAUCGCUGUGCAAAUAUCUCUAUAAUGUUUAUCAUCCUUGUGACCCGGUGGCAUACCGUGUUGAGCCCAUCUUCAUGAAAUUCUAUGGAAAAGUCGAGCCCAUCCACCUGUACAAUGUGAUGGAUCCCAAUAAGGUGUGUUAUUCGGACCUGCCGUUACAGCCCCUUCAAAACGCCCGCAAGGAAGGAGACAAUGCGACGGAUCCCAGUUCUAUGCUCCCCGUGAAUAUUGCCAAUGGUUCUAUCAACGUGUCCAUGGGAAAAUUACUUCCCACCCAGGCAGCCAGCCUCCCCAAGAUGCCGUCGAUGUCACCCUCCCUGAGUUUGCCAAAAAUGCCCUCAGUUCCUGGGGUUCCAGGCUUGAGUGGAACGACAACGGGGUCAACUACGUUGCAUAGCUCAACUUUGAAUAACACUUCAAUGGGCGGGGCCGUCAAUCAGGUGGGACAGGCUGCUAGCGGUAUGUUUAGUGGUGUCAUGGGCAUGGUCAAAGAUGCUGCUUCAGUGGUGACCCCUGGUUCCAGUACCUCUUCCUUCCCGCCCACCACGAGGAGUUACACCACAACCACUUCAACUGCCAGACCAGGAAUGCCCCCAAUAUUGCCGACAACCACACGAGGUGUGGCCCAAACAACCACCUCUAGUACUUCUGGCUUCAACUUCAGGACCGGAUUGUCGUCCGUUAUGUCCCCUUCGCCACCAACGAACAAUAAUGCAGCAGGAACGUCUUCAAAUUCGAGCCCUUCACCUGCACCAUCCUACACUCAAGAAAUGAAACUUCCCGACGGACAACGGCUAGCUUACCGAAUGGACUACGUUUUGAAGGAGACUGGCAACACUUACAUUGCGGCAGUGACCUCUCACACAUCGUACUGGUCAAACCCAGAUGUGGCGUACUUCAUUCUUUGUAAAAUCUUCCCCGAACUGGAAUACUGCAAUCCGAACCAGUCAUCUGGAUUGCCCUCAAAUGCGUCCUCCUCGUUAGGUAGUCACCCAAUGGGGUUAGGCAGCCAUGCAGCCAGUCACCACAUGGCCUCCACUUCCUCUUUGCCUAAUCAAGUCUCCGCUUCCUUAGGAGGGGGGUUAGGAGGCGGCGUUCCACCCAUGGGGGCUUCCACACACCAGAUGGCAUCCCAAGCAGCGGCCUCAUCGAGCAUGGGUAUGAAGGGUGUCCCCACUGGAGUACAACACCAACAUUUACAGGCGUCAUCCCAACUUGCACAUCACCAAGUGCCUCCCUAUUACUCGGUCUCUCACAGUUCACACCCGUCUUCGACGCCCCCUUCAUCUCAAUCGCACGGCUAUCAUCAUCGAUAGGAAUAGAAGCCUACGUUUUUGGCAUUUUUACUCAAUUUCCUGGGAUCCUCCUCGGAUGGAGUUCAUUUCCUUUUUUGUUGCGCAAUUAUCUGGAAAUCCAACAGCAACGUGACCCGAGAGAACAUUUAGAGAAAUGGAAGGAGCCCACGGAACUGGAAAAGCCGCUCUCCCCUUGACGAACAAUGGAAUAUUUCUUAUUGUCAGAAUUUCUGACACUCAGUAUUAUUAUAAUGUACGUAGAAGUUCACUCCCCGUUCCAUCUCAUCCACUUUUCCUCAUUCAAUCUCUCAUUCAGUCGGUUCCAUCUUGGAAAAUGUGAUAAAUUAGGAGCAUUCACCACAUAUCCUCAACCACUCAUUUCUUUCUCUCUCUUCUUCUCGAUAUAUAUAUAUAUAUAUUGGCAGAUUACAAUGGGCAGCGGACCCAUUUACAAGGCUUUUAUGGCAUUGAUAGGGUGUCAUGGAGCAAUUGGACAUUUCCAUCCGUAGUACAAUCUCCAGAAUUGGUUGAAAGCCUAUCGCAGAGUAUGUCUUGAUCCUAGUUGUAAAAACCGUGUCUGCUAAGAAAUAAAAAAGGAAGGACGUCCUCUGACGAAUAACUUCAUGCAACUUCAGAGCUCAGAGAGAGGGGCUGAAAUUCAAACUUGAGAAGGGAAAGGUAGGGUUGGCCGAAGCAUCAUAAAAUAUUGGAUUAUGCAAAUCUUGUGAGCCUUUCAAUUCCUUCAAAUCCGAGUAUGUCUCCGAAUCUAGUGCUCUUGAAGUGUUUGAAGACUUCCGUGUGAUCUUUUUCGACUGUGUAAAGUUACAUAAUUGUGUUCAUCUAUGGCCAACGAGGUUCUUAUUUUUCUCAUUCCUCCUUUAUUUUUCUCAUUCCUCCUCAUUCGGAGGGGCAUUAGAAAAAUCUUCGAUUUGGGCUUCGGAACUCGGCGUUAAAGUCCAUUGGAGCAAAACUGGAGAAAGUUUGGACGCCUUCCAUCUUGCCUGCACACCUCAACGAGCCAGGAAUGAAUCUGUCGAGGAAACUUUCGUCCGGCCACCCUAACUUCCCCGUUUCCCGUCAUUUCGCAAAGUUCCAGACAAAAACCUCCUUAGUUCUCGACAACCUUCUCAACCGUUCCUAAAGAUACGAACAAUCCUGCUUUAUAACGACAUAUCCUCCACAGAAGAAUCAUCAAUUUUGAAAUCAUCGG
Messenger RNA from Tigriopus californicus, 5269 nucleotides. Its product is annotated as phospholipase DDHD1-like. Lineage: Eukaryota; Metazoa; Arthropoda; Copepoda; Harpacticoida; Harpacticidae. The record is from RefSeq and is a predicted model, not a curated record. Gene Ontology annotation, cellular component: cytoplasm. Bases 862 to 4080 code for a protein of 1072 amino acids. Gene Ontology annotation, molecular function: glycerophospholipase activity; metal ion binding. The transcript has 5 exons.